UUAAGUUGGUAACACUGAUCUUGCCAUCGUUUGUUUAUUUGGAUUAUAAUUAUAAAAUAAGCCGACAAAAUGGAUUGCAGAUACUGUGAGUUGGUUGUGGAGGACGACAACUACCUUGAGUGCCUAGAGUGCCAUCGCCUGGUCCACAUCAAGUGCUUGCCACAUGCAAGCACGCCGGGCGACCUGCUAGGCGACGUCUUCUUCGAGUUCACGUGCGUGAAAUGUGUCGAGGAGCAACUGCAGGGUGGCCCUGUGCCCCCCUCCCCUUCCGUCAUCAAAGAGCGGUUGGUCGCCAGAGGUCCCUGGCUGCUGGUGAUCACGCUAACGCUGUACAAUCUGUCCAUCAAGCAGAAGGGACUGGGCCACCAUGGCUUCUUCCACUGGCGCACGCACAUAAUCAGUUUCGUCGACAAGAACUGGAACUACAUCUUUGGAGCGCACGUGCGCCGUCGUAAGCAGUGGUAUGGCUCCGUAUCCGGCGCUCUCUCGCAUAACAGCCCGGAGUACUUUCAGUCCGGUUUGGAUGUGUUCCAGGAAAACGGCUGGUGGAAGUUGGCCAAGCCCUUCCAAACGCCGCGCAGUGUGCUCAGAGAGUAUGAAAAGAAGCAACUGCAGCGACUGCAACUGCGCAAUGAGAAACGCCUGCCCGCUGUGGAUGAGAACAGCUGCAGCAGCGAGAUCUCUGUUACCGAUCAUACAGAAGAUAAAACCAAUAUAGUAAAGGUGGCAGAGGCGAACACUCUUGGCGAGGGCUGUGCCCGCACUAUUCCCUAUAUGGGGCGCCAGCCGAAGUUUCGAACACCUGUCUCGCCAGUAGAUCAGAUACCGCCUCCUAUUCCCGCUGCAGCUGCAGUUCCUCAGCAAAUCCCACCUCCUCAGGAAGAGGAGGAAGGAGAGCCGCAUAAUCAGCCCCUGAGCAGUGUUCAGGCAAGUCUGAUGGACUUCCUUGCCGAGAGUUUGGGCGGCGAUGACUUGAGCAUGUUUAACAAUCUUCCCGGCAUUAUGCCACCUCCGUUAAUUGGAGCUGGCAAAUCGGAUUUCUUUAUGACCGAAGCCCUACUGGAGCAGCCGCCAAGUACGGAAGGCUUUUUCGACAUUGACACGAACUUCGGGAUGCCCAGCCUAACGGAGGACAACCGGGGAACCAAGGAUAUUAAGGAAGACACCAACAAGAAUCUAACAGAGGAAAGCAGCACAGAGACUGAAGACGAGACCAAGGGAGGAGAUGAAAAUGAGCAGAUGGAGGACGAGGAGCAAGACUAUAAGCCACGCAUUGUGCAGGUAACAAAUUUCCAGGCUCAGGAACAGAACCUCGUCGUCAAGGCUGAGCCACCAGAAGAGGAAAUGGAGGAUGAUACCGGCGAACCUAUGCAAUCGGAUGUCCAGGGCCUCCCGAUAGAGCCUUGCAAGCCCAGUGGCUUUAAGCGGCAGCCCCGUAGAAAUUGGCCCUGGCUACAGGAAGCCCAGGAUUCCGAUGACAUUGCCUCUCCCAGCGGCAAUCUGGAGCUGAUGAGUGUCUACGAGGAGCAGAAGUUAUACCAGCGGCUCCACAGGAUAUUCUCGCUGGAACAGGAAUGUCAGAUAACCAUUCCCGCCUACGUGCGGCGCCUAUACCGAAAGCUAAGCCUGCGGAAGUGGAAACGAGAGCACAAUCGUCCCAUAUUUAACUUGGAUGACCACGUCGAUCCUCUGGCCAGAGCCAGGCUGAAGAUGCAGGGCCAUCAGCAGGCACAGAUACUGGACAGGUACCAACUGCUGGCGCACUCGCGGCAGGAUGCCAGGAGCUCAUUUCACGCCCGCCUGGCGGGGUGCACGCAGUACGAGCUUUUCGAGUCGCCCUACUCGCAGCGGGUCCUCCAUCCGUUCAUCUUCCGCAGCGAAACAAUGGCUCCGCCGUGGUUGAAGCUCAUGUGCGAACUCCAGCAUCGUGUGAAUGGAUCGCAUCCCACGAGAGCCACCAUAGACUUUUGCUUCGUGCGGCCGCAGCAUAUUCCAGCAGUCAAUGCGUUGCUGCAGAGCUCCUUCUGGCCAAACAUAGAUGUGAGCGAGUGCCUCAGCUAUCCGGACUACAGCGUGGUGGCUUUGUACCGAAAGCUGGUGAUCGGAUGCGGUUUCCUGGUGCCAGAUGUUGGUUACAACGAGGCUUACAUCUCGUUUAUGGCCGUGCGUCCAAACUGGCAGCGCAGUGGCAUCGCUAGCUUCAUGCUAUACCACCUCAUCCAGACGUGCAUGACCAAGGAUAUCACCCUGCAUGUCUCCGCCAACAGCUCCGCCGUUAUGUUGUAUCAGAAGUUUGGCUUUAAGAUGGAGGAAAUCAUUCUGGACUUCUACGACAAGUAUUUGCCACUGGACUCGAAGCAGAGCAGAAACGCCUUCUUCUUGAGAUUACAGAGAUGAUGGGGGAGGUCGAAUA
Messenger RNA from Drosophila serrata, 2413 nucleotides. It is a transcript of the gene Atac2, whose product is annotated as Ada2a-containing complex component 2. The record is from RefSeq and is a predicted model, not a curated record. Gene Ontology annotation, molecular function: histone acetyltransferase activity. Lineage: Eukaryota; Metazoa; Arthropoda; Insecta; Diptera; Drosophilidae.